GUGGCUGAAAUUUUCAGAACGGAAUCUAAACGUGUCGGAAGACACAGAUACUGCGGUUGAUACAAUCAUAAAUAUAGCUGACCACUUGCUUUCAUCAAGCAACAUUCCUUUGAUGAACAUUAUUCUGUGACACACAAAGUGAUUCAUGUCAAAGAUGAUGGGUUUACUAGGAGGAACCAAGAAGCCACAUGCUGUUCUGAUCCCAUUUCCAUCACAAGGUCACAUAAACCCAUUUCUCAAACUAGCAAAGCUCCUCCACAGCAACGGCUUCCACAUAACCUUUGUCAACACUGACUUCAAUCACCAACGCCUCGUCAAGUCUAGAGGCCCUAAUGCCCUCAUUGGCUUCCCAAAUUUCCAAUUUGAGACCAUUCCUGAUGGUCUCCCUCCCUCCAACAUGGAUUCAACUCAAAGCAUCCCAGCUCUUUGUGACUCUACCAGAAAGCAUUGUUUGAUCCCAUUCUGCAACCUUAUCUCAAAACUUAAUCACUCUCAUGCCCCUCCAGUUACUUGCAUUUUCUCAGAUGGUGUCAUGUCCUUCACAAUCAAAGCUUCUCAGCAGUUUGGGCUACCCAACAUACUCUUUUGGACUCACAGUGCUUGUGCCUUCAUGAGCUUCAAGGAAUGCAAGAAUCUCAUGGAGAGAGGCCUAAUACCACUUAAAGAUGCAAACUAUUUGACAAAUGGGCAUUUAGACUCUGCCAUAGACUGGAUUCCUGGCUUGAAGAACAUCACUCUAAGGGACCUUCCUGGCAUCUAUCGUACCACAGAUCCAAAUGAUAUACUUUUGGACUUUUUGGUGGAACAAAUUGAAGCAACUUCAAAAGCUUCGGCUAUUAUUCUGCCCACAUUUGAUGCCUUGGAGCAUGAUGUGCUGAAUGCACUCUCCACAAUGUUUCCUAAACUUUACACCAUAGGCCCACUGGAGUUGCUCCUUGUUCAAACUUCAGAGAGUACAUUUGACUCUAUUAAGUGUAAUUUGUGGAAGGAAGAGUCCGAGUGUCUCAAAUGGUUGGAUUCACAGGAACCCAAUUCGGUUCUCUAUGUGAAUUUUGGCAGUGUUAUAGUCAUGAGACACCAACAACUAGUUGAAUUGGCCUGGGGCCUAGCAAAUAGCAAGAAAAAGUUCAUGUGGGUGAUUAGGCCUGAUUUAGUUGAGGGUGAGGCCUCAAUUUUGCCACCAGAAAUUGUAGAAGAAACCAAAGACAGAGGCCUAUUGGUGGGUUGGUGUCCUCAAGAGCAAGUUUUGAAGCACCCAGCAGUGGCUGGGUUUUUGACUCACUGUGGUUGGAAUUCCACGCUUGAAAGCAUAACCAACGGGGUGCCUCUGAUCUGUUGUCCCUUUUUCAAUGACCAAACUCUCAAUUGCAGGUAUAUCUCUCGUGAAUGGGCUUUUGGCAUGGAGAUGGAUAGUGAUAAUGUUACAAGGGCUGAAGUGGAAAAGCUUGUGAAGGAGUUAUUAGAGGGUGAGAAGGGUAAAGAGAUGAAGAAAAAAGCAAUUGAGUGGAAGAAAUUGGCACAAGAAGCUACCCACACUAAUGGUUCUUCCUUUUUGAAUUUGGAAAAACUGGUGAAUGAAUUGUUGUUUGUCAAGAGUUAGGCUACAAGAAAAUAAGUUCACAUUAGUUAGUUUCCAUAUUACUAAGUUGAUAUUCAGAUAUUGUUUGUAAUGCUAUCAUCUAAAUGUGAUUUGAAGUAGUUUCCCUAUGGUGUUAAUGUGGGAUUCAAUAUUACUAUUAUUUAUUUCUCGUUGAUGCUA
Molecule: messenger RNA, 1759 nt
Organism: Glycine soja
Lineage: Eukaryota; Viridiplantae; Streptophyta; Magnoliopsida; Fabales; Fabaceae
Product: 7-deoxyloganetin glucosyltransferase-like
Exons: 2
Coding region: 146-1600 (484 amino acids)
Molecular function (GO): UDP-glycosyltransferase activity
Source: RefSeq, a predicted model, not a curated record